UAUACUUUAAAUCAUCUCUACAUUAGUUAUAUGUAAAAGCUAUGUAAAUAGUUGUUACUUUGUACUGCUUCCAGAAUGACAAGAAAAAAUACUUUCUACCGCCCGCGCCGCCCCCAGGAGCCGCGGGGACCCUCGCGCCAUCGCCGCCGCCGCCGCCUGGAUCCCCGCACCAGGCCAGCGGAGAAGACCUUCAAGCAGCGCCGCACCUUCCAACAAAGAGUAGAUGUCCGACUUAUUCAAGAGCAGCAUCCAGCCAAAAGCCCGGUGAUAACAGAACGAUACAAGGGUGAGAAGCAGCUUCCUGUCCUGGAUAAAACGAAGCUCCUUGUACCUGACGUUCGAGACGUCAACAUGAGUGAGCUCAUCAAGAUAAUUAGAAGGCGCUUACAGCUCAAUGCUAAUCAAGCCUUCCUCCUGGUGGUGAACGGACAUAGCAUGGUGAGCGUCUCCACACCAGUCUCAGAGGUGUAUGAGAGUGAGAAGGAUGAAGAUGGAUUCCUGUACAUGGUCUAUGCCUCCCAGGAGACGUUUGGGAUGAAAUUGUCAGUGUAA
This is a messenger RNA of Gorilla gorilla gorilla (western lowland gorilla), 552 nucleotides long. Its product is annotated as microtubule-associated proteins 1A/1B light chain 3B. NCBI's taxonomy places the organism in Eukaryota, Metazoa, Chordata, Mammalia, Primates, Hominidae. The record is from RefSeq and is a predicted model, not a curated record. Bases 76 to 552 code for a protein of 158 amino acids. The transcript has a single exon.